Molecule: messenger RNA, 309 nt
Organism: Recurvomyces mirabilis
Lineage: Eukaryota; Fungi; Ascomycota; Dothideomycetes; Mycosphaerellales; Teratosphaeriaceae
Exons: 3
Coding region: 1-309 (102 amino acids)
Biological process (GO): transmembrane transport
Cellular component (GO): plasma membrane
Molecular function (GO): transmembrane transporter activity
Source: RefSeq, a predicted model, not a curated record
AUGGUCUCGGUGGCAGCAGGCGUUCCUAUUGGAUUCGGAGUUCUUUGUAUCUUCCUCCCUCACUUCAACUAUCUGGUUGAUGCGUAUCUGCCCAUCGCAGCAUCGACCGUGGCCGCGAAUGUAAUGCUCCGCUCCGCGAUAGCAUCCGGCUUCCCUCUCUUCUCCAAACAGAUGUUCGCCAAUCUCGGCGUCCAAUGGGCGGGAACCUUGCUAGGAUGUUUGGCAGUUCUCAUGAUUCCUAUACCUCUUGGGUUUUAUCUGCUCGGCCCCAAAUUGCGGAAUAGGAGCAGGCUCCUGUCAAGUGUCUGA